This is a messenger RNA of Trametes versicolor FP-101664 SS1, 591 nucleotides long. RefSeq names its product GroES-like protein. Bases 1 to 591 code for a protein of 196 amino acids. The record is from RefSeq and is a predicted model, not a curated record. Gene Ontology annotation, molecular function: oxidoreductase activity, acting on NAD(P)H. Lineage: Eukaryota; Fungi; Basidiomycota; Agaricomycetes; Polyporales; Polyporaceae. The transcript is spliced from 4 exons.
AUGUCUACGCAACAGCAGAAAGCCCUCUUUUUAGAGUCCAAGUGCGGUCAAUUCGCGGUCAGAGCGACUGCCAUCCCGGAACCCAGCGCAGAUGAGGUCCUCAUACGCGUCGAAGCGUCUGCGCUCAAUCCCUCGGACUGGAAGAUUCAACAGUUCGGCAUGGUGGUCGAGGAGUUCCCGACCAUCCUCGGCUGGGACGCAGCGGGCACGAUCGUGACGGUGGGUAGUGCCAUCCAAGACCAGUUUGCGGUAGGCGAUCGCGUGAUUGUGCAAGGAUGGUUUACAGACGGAGGGCGUUCGGCUCACGGCACCUACCGCCAAUACCUCGCCGCUCGUCCGGAGACUGUUGCGAAGAUUCCGCAAGAUUUCCCAUUUGAAACUGCCGCUAGCCUCCCUUCCGGGCUGGUAACUGCGGCGUUCUCCCUCUUCAACGAGAAGGCGGUGCCGUUCAUCUCCUUGAUCAGCUACCGUACGGAGGAAAUGCUUUACGCACGCGGGUACAAGUACCCCAGUGUGGGACUGCAUGUCAUCCGCACAGCCAGCGGGUCACCCCGGAUCUGGUCCAUACAGACGCAGCGGCUUACCCACUAA